AUGGGGAGAAAGCAGGAUGAACAAGAGCAAGAACAAAAGCAGCAGCAGCAGUCAAAGUCGCUGAGGAGCAAAGCCGUGCACUUUGUAUCCGAUAUCACCACUGUUAUCCUCAACCCCAUCUCCGACAAACCCUCCGCGCCGCCGCCAAAGCCGUCUUCUCAUGAUGGUCUCAACAACUCUCUGAACAGCCAAUCGGAUGUGGAGGAGGAUUCGAAGGGCUCUGUCGAUGGUCCCGAUACGUCAUCUUUUUCUGCAUUUCUAUAUUCGUUUUUGUCAUCCUCCGGACACGAAAAUCAUUCAGAAGAAAGAUCUGAUACUCAUGAGGGUGAGCUUAAGCAACCAACCGAACCAAUAGUAAUUAAAGAGAGCUCAAGAAAGAAAAGUUUGUUUUCGAGGGGUAAGCAUACCCUUGGCAAAGCCUUCUAUCAAGCUGCAAAGAUUGGUGGUUUUCGAAAUCUAGGCCCCAAAGGCAAACCUGAUACAUCUGGUGGAAAUGGAAGUGAUACUCGGAAUGAAGGGAUUUCAAUGCAGACUCUGAAUGAAUCGGUAUCAGUGAUCUCUUCUGAGAAUCUUCCGGAAACUUCUGAGCCAUCGGUACUUCUUUCUGAAAAGAUUCGGAGUGUGCUUUAUGCCGCACUUCCUGUGAUUGUUCAGGGACGAAAAUGGAUGCUAUUAUAUAGUACUUGGAGGCAUGGUAUAUCUCUUUCAACAUUGUACAGAAGAAGUAUGAUUUGGCCUGGUCUCAGUUUGCUGGUUGUUGGGGAUCGUAAUGGAGCAAUAUUUGGCGGCUUAGUGGAUGCACCCUUGAGACCAUCAAGCAAGAGAAGGUAUCAGUACACCUAUCCGAAUCUAGAUCUAGACUUGCGUUGCUUCUUCAAUCCCUGUAAGAAUGUUUCCGGUACAGCGGACGCAUUCGCAAAGUACUCAUGGCCGACGAUACGGAAGUACGAAACCAUCGGCUGGAAGAUCGAGAUCUUGAGUCUGUGGAUGGGAUGCUCGCAAGCGGCCGGCCGAUAUGGGCGUCACCGUUCUUCAUUGAGAAAUCUCAUUUCAAAUUUGUGA
Molecule: messenger RNA, 1062 nt
Organism: Striga hermonthica
Lineage: Eukaryota; Viridiplantae; Streptophyta; Magnoliopsida; Lamiales; Orobanchaceae
Source: the annotation of a GenBank genome assembly